AAGUAUCCCACAGCGUUUUCGUUCAUACUUACUUUCCAAAAAGCUUAUACAAAUAGAAAAGAAAAACCUGCUGAUAGCAAUUAUGUGUGUGCGUCUCGUUGGAUCCGCUCUCUGUUGCUGUUGCAAAUUGGGCCUCAAGUGCCUGUGCAUCUUCGCCUGUUCCACGGUCGGUGUUCUCGCCAUAGUUGCCUUGGUCGUUUACUUUUGUUUCUUCCACAACAAAUCGGAGGACUCGACCACAAAGUCUCUCUCUGAUUCUACUAUCGAUAAGUCCUUGAAGGAUAGCAUAACUACUGCAACGGAAGCCCCUUCACUCGUCAGAGGAUAUCUCCAACAAAUGAUAGAAAGAAUCUAAAAUGUAAUGUAAUGUAUAAAUUACUAUCGCAUAUCAUAUAUCACAUCUCCAGGAGUGCACAAUUUUUGAAAUGGAAAUGGAAACCCCCAAAAGUAUCUUUCAGCUAAAUUGGAAGUUGGAGAAAUUGAUAGAUUUGUGUUUUGUGAAUUCCUAACAUUUGAAUAUAUAAUUUUAUUAUUAUUUUCC
Molecule: messenger RNA, 541 nt
Organism: Drosophila melanogaster (fruit fly)
Lineage: Eukaryota; Metazoa; Arthropoda; Insecta; Diptera; Drosophilidae
Exons: 2
Coding region: 83-355 (90 amino acids)
Source: RefSeq, marked reviewed